GGGAGGGAAAAUAAAAAUAAAAAAGCCAGCGCCCCGGAACACGGGGAGCGAAAUCGCCCGGCCAAUCCACCCACCCCAACCCCGACAUGGAGGCCGCCGCCGCGGCGCCCGUGCUCGACGCCUUCUUCGCCGGGCCGCGCCACCACCACCACCAGCUCCGCCCCACCGCCGCCGCCGGAGGCGGCUGCAGAUCCGCGCGCCUCCAGGCCCAGCCGUCCCGCGCCGCCGCCGCCCCCUACGCCCGCGCCGACUGGCAGGCCGCCUGCGCCAUCCUCGCCAGCAACUCCAGCGGAGGCAACGGCGGCAGCACCAGCAGCGCCGACGCCAGCAACAGCAAUAGCAGCAGCAAGCAGCCGGCGCCGCGGGUCAACGGGCAGGAGCCGCCGCGGCCGCCCGCGCUGGAGGCGACGCCGGCGCCGGUGCCCGCGGAGCUGGAUCUGGUGCCGGUCUCCAACCUGCCCCGGCCCCUCAGCAUCAGCGACCUGUCCCCGGCGCCGAUGCACGGGUCCCAGCUCCGCGUGGCGUACCAGGGCGUCCCGGGCGCCUACAGCGAGGCGGCGGCCGCCAAGGCCUACCCGGGCUGCGACGCCAUCCCCUGCGACCAGUUCGAGGUCGCCUUCCAGGCCGUCGAGCUCUGGAUCGCCGACCGCGCGGUGCUCCCCGUCGAGAACUCCCUCGGCGGCAGCAUCCACCGCAACUACGACCUCCUCCUCCGCCACCGCCUCCACAUCGUCGGCGAGGUCCAGCUCCCCGUCCACCACUGCCUCCUCGCGCUCCCGGGGGUGCGACGGGAGCUCCUCACCCGGGUCAUCUCGCACCCGCAGGCGCUCGCGCAGUGCGAGCUCACGCUCAACGCCAUGGGGCUCAACGUCGCCCGCGAAGCCUUCGACGACACCGCCGGCGCCGCCGAGCACGUCGCCGCGGGCGGGCUCCGCGACACCGCCGCCAUCGCGUCGGCGCGCGCCGCGGAGCUGUACGGGCUCCAGGUCCUCGCCGACGGCAUCCAGGACGACGCCAGCAACGUCACGCGCUUCGUCAUGCUGGCGCGGGAGCCCAUCAUCCCGCGCACCGACAGGCCCUUCAAGACCAGCAUCGUCUUCGCGCACGACAACGACGGCACCUCCAUCCUCUUCAAGGUGCUCUCGGCGUUCGCCUUCCGCGACAUCUCGCUCACCAAGAUCGAGAGCAGGCCGCACCGCCACCGCCCCAUCCGCCUCGUCGACGACGCCAACGUCGGCACCGCCAAGCACUUCGAGUACAUGUUCUACAUCGACUUCCAGGCGUCCAUGGCCGACGUCCGCGCGCAGAACGCGCUCGCCGAGAUCCAGGAGUUCACAUCCUUCCUCAGGGUGCUCGGCAGCUACCCCAUGGACAUGACGCCGUGGGACGCCGCGCCGUCCUCGUGGUCCUCGCGCGUCGACAAUAGCAGCAGCCAGCACUUGUAGAGAUUGCUGAAUGCUGAUCAAUCAAUCAGCCAAGGUAGCCACGGAUCGAUCGAUCAAUCAAUCAAUGGUGAAUUGCCACUUCUUUCAAUUAGGAAGGAAGGACGCACGAAACGUUUCUUGGUUCUUUCAUUCGCUUUUGUUUUGGAGGAGAUCAAACUGCAUCGCGUUUGGUCGAUGCUUUCUCCUCGAUGCUCCUAGCUCCCUUUUCGAUUUGUGUUCAUCAAAUCCAGAGAGGCGGUAGAGGGGCUCUUGUUGUACGCUGCUGGUGUAUGUAAGUACAGUAUAUUCUUAUACUUGUUUAAACCUUUGAAGAAAUCAAUCAUGCGAAACCAUGGAAUUCAAAAUGAAAACCAA
This is a messenger RNA of Setaria italica (foxtail millet), 1799 nucleotides long. RefSeq names its product arogenate dehydratase/prephenate dehydratase 6, chloroplastic. Gene Ontology annotation, biological process: L-phenylalanine biosynthetic process. The coding region runs from base 87 to 1445 and encodes 452 amino acids. The record is from RefSeq and is a predicted model, not a curated record. NCBI's taxonomy places the organism in Eukaryota, Viridiplantae, Streptophyta, Magnoliopsida, Poales, Poaceae. Gene Ontology annotation, molecular function: prephenate dehydratase activity; arogenate dehydratase activity. Gene Ontology annotation, cellular component: chloroplast; cytoplasm. The transcript has a single exon.